Messenger RNA from Encephalitozoon romaleae SJ-2008, 1344 nucleotides. Its product is annotated as putative WD40 domain-containing protein. NCBI's taxonomy places the organism in Eukaryota, Fungi, Microsporidia, Unikaryonidae. The record is from RefSeq and is a predicted model, not a curated record. The transcript has a single exon. Gene Ontology annotation, biological process: positive regulation of transcription by RNA polymerase I; rRNA processing. Bases 1 to 1344 code for a protein of 447 amino acids. Gene Ontology annotation, molecular function: protein binding. Gene Ontology annotation, cellular component: nucleolus.
AUGGUAUAUUUCAGAAGCAAGAAUUUUGGAAUAGCCGACUCCUCGAGGGAGAGUUUCGAUACGGUCUAUGAGCAGGAGGGGCCUAUCACUAGCCUAUGCUGCUGCAAGGACGGGAUUGUUGUAGGAUGUAAGAAUCGCGCAGUAGUCAUCAAGAAAGGUGAAAACAAAAAAAAAAAGAUAGUGAAGUUUGACAGAGAUAUAAGUGCUAUAGAUGCAUGGGAAGACUUGACGGCAUAUGGAGAUGAAGGCGGAGAGAUCAAGGUGGUUGGAAGGAUGAGAACCAUUGUCAGACACUAUCAAGAGCAUGAGGCCAGAGUUAAUGAAAUAAAAAUCAACGAAGAUAUGCUCAUAAGUUGCAGUGAUGACAUGAAGAUAAAGAUAUUUGAAUUGUCCAGGGCAGAGUCUGUUGCCACCAUAGCUGAGAAUACAGAUUACGUCAAAAGCAUUGAUGUUGGAGACGGAAUGAUAUUUUCUGGGUCAUAUGAUGGAUUUAUCAACGGAUACAGCCUCUCGACCUUUAAGAGGGUAUUUGAACACAACACCAAGCGUCGUGUAUCGAAAGUCCGUAUCUUGGGAGGAGGGCGUGUGGCCUUUGCAUCUGGAAAUGAGGUGUGUGUGAUUGAUGUUGAGAAUGGAGGCAAGGAAAUAGGAAAGGCCUUCCACAUAAAGGAAGUGACGUCGAUGGUGUUUUAUGCAGGAAGGCUUUAUACGGUGUCACUGGAUGCAAAUGUAAGGGUAUUUACAACAGACCUUAGGAUGAUAUCAAAGAUUGGGGUUCAAGGAGGGAUUCUAAGUAUUAGUAUUUUUGACGAUGUACUGUGCCUUGGAUUAGAAGAUAGAGAAGUAUUGGAAUUGGCCAAGGAACAAGAGAAGAAGGAUGUCAUGGAGCUUAGAUAUAGAGGAAACGAGCUAGAAGAUGAGGCGAAGAUUGAUGUUGUUCCAAAUCCGCUGGUGAAAUUCAGUUUUCUAGAGAGGAGGUUGAACGCCUUUGAAUAUAAGAAAUCUAUGAUCCAUGCAAUGGAAAAGAGGGAUAUCCAAAAGGUGUUUGCGGUGAUGAAUUAUAUCCAUGAAAAGCAGAAGUUUGAACAUGCGCUCCAGGAUUUGAACAGAAGAGAAGUGGAGAGGAUCCUUGAUGUGAUAAUUGAGUUUUUUACGGUGAGGGAGCUUGUGCCUGUUUUUUCCGAGUGUAUUGAGACGAUCCUUUCUCUGUAUGAAAGGGACAUAAGGGAUGAUAGUAUGCUGAGUAGAAAAAUAGAAGUGCUUGGAGCAGCCAUUGACGAUGAGUUGUACUUUCAAGAAGAAAACCUCCGCUCGAUUGCGUUUCUUGAGUGUUUCCGAGGCUAG